CAAACAAUUUAAUUAAAACUUAAAAUUAUUUAUAAAUAAUAUUUGAAUGCAUUUACAUGCGCAGAUUUUUCCAAACCGCCACUUAUACAAUGUCAAAAGGUAAAAAUAAAAAAUCCAACGCCCCAUCUACUCCAGCCCAAAGUGCAGCUGCUCAGAGCAACAAUGAUGAACCCAUUCAAAUAGACAAAAACGGAAAUAUUACUAUAAGAAUUUUAGCUAAGCCGGGAGCAAAACAUAAUGGUAUAACAGAUAUAUCCACUGAAGGUGUGGGAGUACAAAUCGCCGCUCCACCAUCUGAGGGCGAAGCAAAUGCGGAAUUGGUCAAGUACCUUUCAAAGGUACUAAAUCUUAGGAAAAGUGAUGUUUCCUUAGACAAGGGAUCACGAUCACGCCAUAAGAUUGUAUUGGUCAGUAAAGGAGUCUCAACACCAGAAACUAUUAAGGAAAAUAUACUCAAAGAAAUUGAUUAGUGCAUAAGAACGAACAAUUAUCAAAUUAUAUGUACAGUGAAUGUCACUUAAAAUCGUACACCAUCGUAGUCAAAUUUUAUUCAUUAGUUUUAGAAAGUUGAUGUUUUGGAAAUAUUUUAAAAUGCUAUUUUUUAUAUUGUGUGUGCUAUUACCUAUUAGAAAAUUGGGUAUAAUUUGAAUUGCCCUUAUCCACAAAUAAAAAAAUUGGGUAAGACUGUCAGUGCCCAGAAUAUCAACGCUUCAUUUAAAAUCGUAAAGGCACUAAAAAAUGGCAAAUGAUACCCUACAAAGUAUUAGGAUUAUUUAAUAUUAACAUUUUUUUUUAAUUUUUAAAGUUUUAAUUAUAAUUUAAUAUAAUUGUACGAAUUUAAGUGAAAUAUGAAUUUUGUGAUGUUCUUUAAUUUUCAUCAAUAUUUUUUUAACGAAUUGAGGUUCUGUUAACUUUUUUGUUGAAAUACAUAUUUUUUGUUCUAAUUAAUAAAAUUACUUUUAAUUUUUUAUAUAAUCACCUAUUAUUGCCUGUAUAAUUUCAUAAUAUUUAAAAAAAAAUAUGUUGUACGAUUUUGAGUGACACUCACUGUAACUAACAAGUCUUUUUUCAACUAACCCCCAGUAACACGAAGUCUGGUUAUGUGUUAACUAAUAGUUUUUUAUUUAUUUAUUGGUUAUCUUAAAGUUAUAGAUAAAAUUUUAAGAUAACUUAUAUGUAGCUAUGACUACUAUGCUCUUAAGCUAGUAUUGUUUAAUAAAGAAAGAUAAAUUAAUAGAAAUAUAGAUUAUUACAUAUAUUUUAUUAUUAAAUAUCUUUAAAUAUGUUGCAUAUUUUCAAAAAUUUUAUAAUUAUUUUAUGGGAUAGUUUAGCCACUGAAUCAGCAAAUUCGUUUCCUUGAAUUUCACAGUGUCCAGGAAUCCAUAUUAAUUUUACAUUGGGGUUUUUAGGAAGUCUCUGACAUAUUUGGAGUAGUAGUUUGUGUUGUGUAAAUUACUAAUAGAUCGCAUAGCAGAUAAUGAGUCUGAGCAAAUCAUUAUUUUUGUUGUUGUAUCUCCAAUGUUUUUGAUUGCCUCAAAUAUUGCUAUUAUUUCGGCAGAGAAUAUUGUCGAAUAUGAGGGGAGUAUGGAAUUUCUUAUAGACUAAUAGUUAUACUGCCAGUUUUCAUACAAAAUUAUUUUUAACCGACAGUAGGUUAGUUAACGCAUAACCAGACUUGGUGUUAAUGGGGGUAACUUUUAUUCCGAUAAGUUUAAUAAUUUAUAAUAUUAUUUAUUUAUAAAGAAUAAAAACCAUAAUUAAUUAUGAAUACAAUUUGGAAAUAUGAAAAA
Messenger RNA from Calliphora vicina (urban bluebottle blowfly), 1790 nucleotides. RefSeq names its product UPF0235 protein C15orf40 homolog. NCBI's taxonomy places the organism in Eukaryota, Metazoa, Arthropoda, Insecta, Diptera, Calliphoridae. The transcript has a single exon. Bases 57 to 470 code for a protein of 137 amino acids. The record is from RefSeq and is a predicted model, not a curated record. Gene Ontology annotation, cellular component: cytoplasm.